AGCAGGGAUCCGCACUUGACACUUUGCGUUGGUUCGUGGAUGCCGGCGAACUGGGACGUUGGUGCCCAAACCUAAGUAUCUAACAGCGAGUUUUCCUCCUUGGUCUUCCAACGCGGCCUUCGUCCGAUACCUUUGGAUAAGUAACGAUGCUUUUGGUGGGACUCUCAGCGCUGCUUCUCCUGGGCUUGGCCCGGGUGCCUGAAGUAACUGCCCAGACUGCAGGAUCUUGUGCAGCUGACACCUGCGGUGGCCAAGGUACAUGUGUAGACGAUGCUACAACCGGCACCUUUUACGACAGAUCAACAUGUUACUGCAAUGAAGGAUAUUUUGGAAACAACUGUGAAAGCUUUCAAUUUAUUCAAAUUUGUGAUUUCUCCGCCCCUAACGUAGACGAGGCUAACGUAUGGAUUAACGCGACCAACAUAGCACAUCGUACUACUUGUGCGAUCACUGUGAAGCCGCAUGGUGCUGAUGUCAUUCGCGUUGAAGUUUUUAACUUCUCAGUGGAAGAGUCUAAAGACACCGUUGAGGUUGGUCCUGAAUUGCCCGGAAACAAUCCGGAAUACGACCAAGCUUCAAACAAUGGUGCCGGAUACACAGGCGGCUUAUAUAACACGAGUGCUCUAUAUAUUGUCACGCGUACUGACAAGAACAUAGAAAGUUCUUGGGUCUUCAGAAUUUCUUCAGACGGAAAUGACUGCUUGAGUGUAGAAACCCCGUGUGAAAAUGGUGGAACGUGCAUCGACGAAUGGCAAAAUUACACCUGUGUAUGCCCAACCGGUUUUACAGGCCCAUUCUGUGGAGUGGUGGUUGAUGACUGUGAGUCCGGCCCGUGCCAAAACGGAGGAACUUGCAACACAAUUACUACUGGCGGCUACACGUGUACUUGUACAGUCAGUUAUACGGGAGUCCAUUGCGAGACAGGCGUCGUCAUUGUGGACAACACUACACCCGCUGUGUCUAUAAGCACUGUGCGCGAGGGGUUCACUUCUCAGUCAUUAACUUUCAAUUUGGCAUUUUCGCCUGCGUCUACAAACACAUACUCUAUCCUUGGAGGUUCGGGUCUAUGGCAGGUCAACGGUUUCUUCUCCUCGGCUUCGAAUGGGGCGACGGUAGUCGGUGGCAGCGCCCUUCAACUAUCAGCUUCCCAACAGGCUACAAAUUGGAAUCCUCCCUCUACUACAACAAUCUUCUCGAUUGCAGCUAAUUCUGUGCCUGUGCCAUCUAACACCCUCUGUUCUGAUAUGCAAUAUUUCUGCGCUCGACUUGACAGAGGUCCAGCUCCUAAUCCUUUCUACGAACUCUUGGGUGAUCCAGAUCUUACAGCUCUUCGUGGUUGCACAUCUGUAACAUGCAGAGGUGUCGAAAUAAUUGGCUCAAGUCUGACCAUAACAUCAGGAAACCUGAGAGACGGUCUAUCACAGACAGUCACAGCGAAUUUCAAUCUACAAUCUAAUGCUGCCGGUGGGGCUGUUAGCGGUACUGGACUAUGGAGACUUGGAUUCUUCAGCAGUGACACACCAACUAGUACAUCUGGCAACGGGGCUUUGAGCUUUGCGUUUCCACAACCUUAUAAUGUAGGAGUUAAUCCUGGCCAAGAUGCAGAAUUCAAUGGUCUAAGUUUUAACGUAGAUCUGUCUGGACAAUACACCUGUGAUGAUAUCCCAUAUAUCUGCAUCAUUGCUGCUAAAAAUGUCGGUGCAUCACCGGACUUCACCCUUACAACUAUACCCAAUGACGAUGUUCUUACAGCCUGCACAAGUAUCACGUGUACAGGAGUGGAAAUAGCCGACACAUCAGUUAUCAUCACAUCGGGCGACUUGUUGGAAGGAGAGUCUGGACAGACCGUGACCUUCGCCUUCUCGAUGAAUCCAUCGUCAAACUCUGGUGCAGUGAGUGGGACCAAUCUCUGGAGUUUCGUCGCUGUUGGAAGUGAUGGAACGAAUGCUCUGACGCCAAACUACAAUGUGAAUUUGGCAGGACAAGGAGGAGUAAGUGUUAGUCCUGGGUCUACUUCGACAUUUUCGAACUUGAAUUUUGAAGUUGAUCUGUCCGGCAAUGUCAACUGCGACAGCCUACCCUCUAUCUGUGUUACAAUAGCCAAGAGAACCACCUCACCAUUACCAAACCCAGACUUCUCUUUUAGUGGAACUCCUACCGACGACGUCUUGACAUCAUGUGAUACAAUAACGUGCAGAGAUGUUUCAAUUGCAUCAACAACCACAACAGUCCCUGCGGGAGUGAUAAGUGACGGUCUGAACAACAAUGUGCCCGUCUCCAUCACUAUCACUCCCAGUUCCAACAGCGGUACCGCAAUUGGGGAUGGACUCUGGAUGAUAACUGCCUUUGCCAGCGCAAGUGCUGAUGGAAGUGGUACUCGCUUUGACGAAGUAGACAUCGCUCUUACGAAUGCGCAAGCAGGAACAACCCUCUUUUCUAACUCCCAGGCUACGAUCAGUGGACUGGUCUACCCUCUUAAUCUGGCCGAUGGUCCUGAUUGUUCUCAAUUCACACAUAUCUGUACCGAGUUGCAACGGGGGGCUAAUCCACAGCCCUCUUAUACGUUGGCAUCAGGCAGUACUGUAUCUUGCGUUGCGGUUGAUUGCUCUGCUGUGGAGCUUGUUGAAUUAUCUCUGACUGCACCAGCAUAUGUGGUAGAAGGAGAGAACAAUGAUGUUGAUCUGUCAUUCAUGCUUACUUCCUCUGCGGAUAGUAGUGUUGCAAGUGGUGACGGACUCUGGAAGGUGACAGCAUUUGCCAGUUCUAAUGCAGCCGGAAGUGGCUUCAGGUACGAUGAACAAGUCAUUAAUUUGAAUGCAGGCCAAGCAGGCACGACUCUGCAACCUGGAGUAUCGGCUACAAUCAGCGGGCUAGGGUACACCUUGAGCACGAAUAAUGGCCCAACGUGUUCCCAAUUCGGUUAUAUUUGUAUCGAAGUAGAAAAGGGAGACAACCCAAUACCGGACUUUAAUUUGGAACCUACAUCUAUCACCGAUUGUACCGCGGUCGACUGUAGAGGCGUGGAUAUCGGUCAGUUAACAGUCACUUUGGAUACCGCCGAAGUCUUCCAUGGUCAAGCCGACAACAUCAUCAUGGACCUCUUCGCUACGGCCAGCGGCGACUAUGGUAGCAUUUCAGGAGCAAACCUUUGGGGCUUAACAGCAUGGCUUAGCAAUUCCCAGACCGGAAGUGGUACCAGGUAUGAGCUGGACUCCAAUGUUCCAAUAUCUUCUAUGGCAAUCAAUUCUGGCCAAACUACCACAUUCAUGAACGUGGAAUAUUUCGUAGACCUCACAACGUUUCCAACAUGCGACCAAUUCAGUUACGUAUGCGUCGAACUUUCACGGAAUUCUGGAGACUUUGAGCUGACUGGAGACCUCAUGGCUUGUACUCCUGUUACGUGUACAGAUAUCGAUGAGUGUGACAGUGGUCCGUGUCUGAACGGAGGUACUUGCAAUGACAUGGUCAAUGGAUAUACUUGUUCCUGUCGACCAGGAUAUACCGGUGUCUUCUGCCAGACAAAUAUCAACGAGUGUGCCAGUGGCCCUUGUCUUAAUGGUGGAACAUGUUUUGACCGCGUUAACUCGUAUAUGUGUCAAUGUGCUCCUGGAUAUACUGGAACACACUGUGAAAUUGACAUCAACGAAUGCGCUAGUACUCCUUGUCAAAACGGGGCAUUCUGUACAGAUCAGGUCAAUGCUUACUUCUGCACAUGUCUUGCUGGAUAUACCGGACCCUUAUGUUCUAUAAACAUCAAUGAAUGUGCCAGCGGUCCUUGCCAAAACGGAGGUACUUGUUCGGACCAAAUAAAUGGUUACCAAUGUCAGUGUCUUCCUGGAUAUACAGGGACCGAAUGUCAAAUCAAUAUCAACGAAUGCGCUAGUGGGCCUUGUCUGAACGCUGGGACAUGUAUAGAUCAAGUGAAUCAGUACACCUGUACUUGUCAGCCGGGAUAUACUGGAACACACUGUGAAAUCAAUAUCAACGAAUGUGCCAGUGGACCUUGCCAGAACAGUGGAACUUGCGUAGAUCAAGUGAAUCAGUACAUUUGCUUUUGUCUACCAGGAUAUACUGGAACUCAUUGCGAAAUCAAUAUCAACGAGUGUCUCAGUGGUCCUUGUCGAAAUGGAGCUACUUGCAUUGAUGGAAUUAACAUGUAUACCUGCCAAUGUGCCCCUGGAUUUACUGGCACUUUCUGUAGUGUUGACAUCAACGAAUGCGCCAGCAAUCCGUGCUCACAAGGAAGCUGCAUAGACAGGGUUAAUGCAUUUGAGUGCCAAUGUUUCCCUGGGUAUACAGGAACGCUAUGUGAUAUCAAUAUCAACGAAUGCGCUAGUGGACCUUGUGAUAAUGGUGGAACUUGCAUAGAUCAAGUGAAUCAGUACACCUGUAAUUGCGCGGCGGGAUUUACCGGAACAAACUGCGAAAUCAAUAUCAACGAAUGCAUUAGUGGGCCUUGUGAGAAUGGUGGAACCUGCACAGACCAAGUUAAUCAGUACACCUGUAAUUGUGUGCCAGGAUAUACUGGAACUCGAUGUCAAAUCAAUAUCAACGAGUGUGCCAGUGCUCCUUGUCUUAAUGGAGGUUACUGUGUGGAUGGAAUCAACAGCUAUACUUGCCAAUGUGCUGCUGGCUUUACUAGUACUCGCUGUGAAAUAAAUAUCAAUGAGUGUGCCAGUAGUCCUUGUCUGAAUGGAGGUACCUGCCUAGAUGGAGUUAACAUGUUUACAUGCCAGUGUACAUCACAAUGGACAGGAGUCAUAUGCCAGACAACUCUGAAUGCAUGCUUAAGCAGUCCAUGUCAGAAUGGUGGAACAUGCAGGAACUCUGGUACUGACUACAUUUGCGAAUGCCCUCCUGGAUUUGCAGGAACUAACUGUGAAAUUAAUGUUAAUGAGUGCGCCAGCUUACCAUGUCAGAACGGUGGAGAGUGCAAGGAUGGCAUUGCAAUGUAUACGUGCAUUUGCCCAGAAGGAUAUUCCGGAGUAAAUUGCAACUCGGUCGGUUUCUGUAAUCUGGAGGGAGUAUGGUUCAACGAGCUGAAUGAUCAAAUCUCCAUCAGUCUCACGUCUACUGGCAUGUUCCUGGGUGACUACAAGAGCAGCAUCGAGGUUCUGACCGGAUACUAUGCCCCCACUGUUGUCGUUGGAUAUGCAAACCAGAAUUGUGACUUCCCAUCCUUUGGUUUUGUAAUCACCCGGGACAAUGGCAAGUCAACCACUAGCUGGUCUGGACAGUGUCAUUUGUGUGAUGGAGAAGAGGUACUUUACACCACUUGGACUAACACUGAACGUGUCACCACCUGUGCUGCAGUCAAGCGGGCUACGCUGAUUGGCACAGACAAGUGGACUCGUUACCAGCAGAGCACUGCUCCGCGUGAAGAUCUUUGAGGUCUAUAUCUAAUAUAGGUGUUCCUGAUUAAAUGUAGAUACUGAAAUAACUCCUUGAAACUCAAUGAGGUGAUGGGAUAUCAAGUCUUUCAUUUAAAAUGAAAUGUUAUUCAAGUAAUAAGUUUAUGAAAUGGCUCUAAAAAGCUAUAAGAUGCAGGGGAAGUUUAGUGGAGCGGGUAUGGGGCAGGGCAAAUACCCUAUAUUUUCCAAGUGAUUAAAACAAGGGAAAAAACUAAAAAGAAAGGAAAAGGGGAAUGACAGAAAAGAAGAAAAUUUGAAAAUAAAAAAAUUGCCAUAAAGCUGUAUAAUUUAUUCUCAUUGAAGAAAAAGGGGGAUUUACCUUAAAAUCACUUUGCCCCUCCCCCACCGCAUUCCUCGAUCAAAACACCCUGUCAUUGUCCUCCGUAAGAUAAUACAUCUCCCUUUUAUACUAUACUAUGUAAUGUUCUGGAUGUUUUUUAAUGAAAAUAAAUAACAAUCAAAUGAUUUUCACUCUUUAUUUUACUGUAAAAGCAGUCAUCUAGAGCUCAGCCUGCAUCUUAUAUGAUUUAUCCAUAAGAUAGCUUUGUAUGGAAAUGCUAUCACCAUGGUUCAUGAACGAAAUCAAAGAAACAGUUUAAUGAGAUAUAACAUUUCGAGUUGUCCUUUACACUUUUAGACGAAAUACUUUUCCCAAAUAUAUAUUCAUAUGAUGCAUCUUAAUAUUGUAUAUUAUAGUAUAUUAUCCACGAUUUCGAUUUAAAAGUCAUACUAUUCAAGGGAUGAAUAUAAAAGGCCAAACUACUGACCCUUUGGUGCAAAAUUGUAUUAUAUUUUCUUGAUGAUUGUGCUGGAAUGCUCUAAAAUCAUUUGUAGUCAGCCUGGCGCAACUGAUAUUUUUUUCUUCACUGUUAUCUAUUCAGAAUUUAUUAUGUUCUCGUCGAACUGGGCUAGGAAAUAUUAAGAUAUAAUUCAUAAAACAGUUAAAUCUAGCUGAUCCUUUUUUCUAUGCAAUAUCACUAGUUUCAUUUUAGAGUGUAAAUGAUUGGAAUAUGAAGAGGAUUGUUAACAAUUAAAUUUUGUACCGCAAAAUCAACUGAAACCUGAGGUGUGUGCUCCAUUUCAUUUGUUUAGAAAGAUACCACAAAACAUCAAAUCAUUGUAGCCUAGAGUAUAUUUUAGGUUCAUUUUGAUAUUGGCAGUACUAUGACAUUUAUAUAUUUUGUAUAUAAUAUGAAGUCUUUCAAAAUGUGAAUGUUAAAUCGUAAGAUGUAUAAAAGAUACGUGGUGAUUCUUUUACUUUCAUCUGUGCCUUGUGGUAUAUUUUUGUAUUUUCUUUAAGAAAUAAUCUCGUGCAUUUUAUUGUUAGGAGAAAUAUGACGGGAUAAAGUCUUCCAUUAGAAAACCAGCCUUCCAAUUGAAAAACAUGAUUCUUUAAAUAAAAUGUUCGCGCUAUUGAUUUUAACUAAAACAUUGCAUAUAUGUAAAUGUAAUAAUGAUAGUGGAAAGCAAACAAUACCACCUCGAAGUGUAAUAGUAAUCGUUUUUUGAUAAGCACCAAAUACUUUAUGGCGUUCCAUGGUCAAUGGUAAAUUUCGUUUUGGGCAAUGUUUUAAUAAAAAAAAACAAAAUACUA
Messenger RNA from Lytechinus variegatus (green sea urchin), 7005 nucleotides. RefSeq lists its product as uncharacterized. Lineage: Eukaryota; Metazoa; Echinodermata; Echinoidea; Temnopleuroida; Toxopneustidae. The record is from RefSeq and is a predicted model, not a curated record. Gene Ontology annotation, molecular function: biotin binding; calcium ion binding. The coding region runs from base 147 to 5390 and encodes 1747 amino acids. The transcript has 28 exons.